Molecule: messenger RNA, 501 nt
Organism: Drosophila sechellia
Lineage: Eukaryota; Metazoa; Arthropoda; Insecta; Diptera; Drosophilidae
Gene: RpS29
Product: ribosomal protein S29
Exons: 3
Coding region: 46-216 (56 amino acids)
Biological process (GO): cytoplasmic translation
Cellular component (GO): ribosome; cytosolic small ribosomal subunit
Molecular function (GO): structural constituent of ribosome; zinc ion binding
Source: RefSeq, a predicted model, not a curated record
UCGCUAGUUCCUUUUCUUUUCGAAUUUCUCGUGGAAAACGCCAACAUGGGUUUCGCUACUCUCUGGUACUCGCAUACCCGCAAAUAUGGCCAAGGCUCCCGAUGUUGCCGUGCCUGCUCUAACCGCCACGGUCUGAUCCGCAAGUAUGGCCUUAACAUCUGCCGUCAGUGCUUCAGGGAGUACGCCAACGACAUUGGCUUCAAGAAGCUGGACUAAAUAUGUCCUCUUCGCAUUUUAACGCGUUAAUCGCGUCUCAAAGCAACCCCUUCCUGCAUAUUAAUGUAUGAAGUCGUCGGAUGUCGGGGACUCUGUAAAUUAGUAUGCCGGCAGCAACAGCAACAACUAUAAUCAUUUGGGGAUUUAAGCAAGGACAAAGCACAUCGAAGCAUUGAUUCAAGAUAGCCAGAAUGGCCAACAGUUACCACCUUCCGCGAAGGAUCUUUGUUACAGCACUAGUUUUGUUUAAAUCUCCGCCUGAUUAAACCCAUAACAAGAAACGUA